UCCUUGGCUUGGCGCGGCACAGCUAGGUUUAGGCCUAGCGGGGUGGCGAGCCGUUCUCGCCGAGCGCGUUGUGGCGGUGUGGCACACUUCUUCUUCCUUCUGAUGCUGCGAAUCCGCGGCUUUUUCCGAGCUUUUUUCCUUUGUUAUUUGGAGCAUGGACUGGCUGGGCUGGUACAUCAUGCGCGCACACUUUCAAAACUUGCCACAUACGUACACACACACAUGCGCACACUCACGCACAUACCCGACCAGGGCCGACCACCAGCCCCAUCAUAUCGAUCGGCCCACGACCGGCCCAUGACCACCGACCAAACCCGACCAGACCUACUCUCGCACAGGAGCAGGUUUCCUUUGUAGCAGUCGCUCUCUCACUCUCCUUUUUUCAUUUUCCCGAGUAUCUCAGUCUCGUUUGUUCGGUUUUUUCUUCUCUUUUCUCUCUCACGGUCGGCUUCUUUGCUUGUAACUGUUGUCUUGUCAUCAUAUACCCACUGAGCCUGUCU
Messenger RNA from Aplosporella prunicola CBS 121167, 500 nucleotides. RefSeq lists its product as uncharacterized. Bases 103 to 357 code for a protein of 84 amino acids. The record is from RefSeq and is a predicted model, not a curated record. The transcript has a single exon. Lineage: Eukaryota; Fungi; Ascomycota; Dothideomycetes; Botryosphaeriales; Aplosporellaceae.